CAGCUUUCCCCCCCAAAAGAGAGGCUUCCUCCAGGGGUAGUGAGCCUGCUGUCUCUGCAGGAAUACAAGCGGACACCGGGCCAUGGCUUGGCAGGGAUGCUAGAGAGAACAGAACAUUUGGUGAGGGGCAAGACGCAGCCUGCACAUGCCUCCCGACACUGAGUGCCUUCUCCACCUGCAACUCUGACUUCCCAGGCCUAGGGGCCCAAGAAUAAGGUUAUUCAACGAUAGUUAUGACCUCCCGGUUACGUGCGUUCGGUGGAAGAAUUAAUAACAUACGCACCUCAGAAUUACCCAAAGAGAAAACACGAUCUGAAGUCAUCUGCAACGUCUGCUUUCUAGAUGGCUUGGUACAGACCUUUAAAGUUAAUAAACAAGAUACUGGUCAAGUUCUCCUGGAUAUGGCUUACAACUACUUGGGCGUGACGGAAAAGGAGUAUUUUGGUUUGCAGCACAGUGAUGACUCGGUGGACUCUCCUAGAUGGCUGGAAGCAAGCAAACCCAUCAGGAAGCAGUUAAAAGGAGGUAUCCCCUGUACCCUGCAUUUUCGAGUAAGAUUUUUUAUACCUGAUCCCAACACACUGCAGCAAGAACAAACCAGGCAUUUGUAUUUCUUACAACUGAAGAUGGAUAUUUGUGAAGGAAGGUUAACCUGCCCUCUUAACUCAGCGGUGGUUCUAGCAUCCUAUGCAGUACAGUCUCAUUUUGGAGACCGUGAUUCUUCCAUUCACCCUCCGGGCUACCUUUCCAAUAGCCAGUUCAUACCGGAUCAGAAUGAGGACUUUUUAGCAAAGGUGGAGGCGCUCCAUGAGCAGCACAGUGGGCUAAAGCAAUCAGAAGCGGAAUCUUGCUUUAUCAACAUAGCACGGACCCUCGACUUCUAUGGAGUGGAGCUGCACAGUGGUAGGGAUCUGCACAGUUUAGAUCUAAUGAUUGGAAUUGCUUCUGUCGGCAUCGCUGUGUACCGAAAAUAUAUUUGCACAAGUUUCUAUCCUUGGGUGAACAUUCUAAAAAUUUCUUUCAAAAGGAAAAAAUUCUUUAUACAUCAGCGACAGAAACAGACCGAAUCCAGGGAACACAUAGUGGCCUUCAACAUGUUAAAUUACCGAUCUUGCAAAAACUUAUGGAAAUCCUGUGUCGAGCACCAUACAUUCUUUCAGGCAAAGAAGCUACUACCUCAGGAAAAGAAUGUUCUGUCUCAAUACUGGACCCUGGGCUCUAGGAACCCCAAAAAGUCUGUAAAUAACCAGUAUUGCAAAAAAGUGAUUGGAGGGAUGGUCUGGAACCCGGCCAUGCAGAGAUCUUUAUCAGUGGAACAUUUAGAAACCAAGAGUCUACCAUCUCGGUCUCCUCCUAUUACUCCCAACUGGCGAAGUCCUCGACUCCGGCACGAAAUCCGAAAGCCACGACACUCUUCCGCAGACAACCUUGUGAACGAAAUGACAUACAUCACUGAAACUGAAGAUGUGUUUUACACCUACAAGGGCUCCCUGUCCCCUAAAGACAGCGAUUCUGAGAUUUCUCAGAACCGAAGCCCACACCGAGAAGAAAUGAACUCUGUCCUGGCUUUUGUUUCCGAUGACUACCGCAUUUACAGUUCUGAAGCAUCGGCUUCUGAGGGCGAGCACCCGUUUGUCUGCUGGAGUAUAUCCGAGAACAACCCAGCACAAAGCUGCCUGACCCAGAAGUCAUCCAGUUCUGUGUCUCCAUCUUCAAAUGCUCCAGGCUCCUGUUCCCCAGAUGGCAUCGAUCAGCAGUUCUUAGAGGACUUCCACAGGGUGACCAAAGGGGGCUCCACCGAGGACUCCAGCCAGUACUACUGUGACAAGAAUGAUGGUGACGGCUACUUAGUCUUGAUCCGCAUCACACCAGAUGAAGAUGGAAAAUUUGGAUUUAAUCUAAAGGGAGGAGUGGAUCAAAAGAUGCCUCUUGUGGUAUCAAGGAUAAACCCAGAGUCACCUGCGGACACCUGCAUUCCUAAGCUGAACGAAGGGGAUCAAAUUGUGCUAAUCAACGGCCGGGACAUCUCAGAACACACCCACGACCAAGUAGUAAUGUUCAUCAAAGCCAGCCGGGAGUCGCACACACGGGAGCUGGCCCUGGUGAUCAGGAGGAAAGCCGUCCACUCGUUUGCUGAUAUCAAAUCUGAAGAUGAACUGAACCAGCUUUUCCCAGAGGCCAUUUUCCCCGUGUGUCCGGAGGGUGGGGACACGCUGGAGGGAUCCAUGGAACAGCUAAAGAAGGGCCUCGAAAGUGGGACGGUGCUCAUCCAGUUUGAGCAACUCUACAGAAAGAAGCCCGGUUUGGCCAUCACAUUUGCAAAGCUGCCUCAAAAUUUGGACAAAAACCGAUACAAAGAUGUACUGCCUUAUGACACCACCCGGGUAUUAUUGCAGAGAAACGAAGAUUAUAUUAAUGCAAGUUAUGUGAAUAUGGAAAUUCCUGCUGCUAACCUUGUGAACAAGUACAUUGCCGCUCAGGGACCCCUGCCACAUACCUGUGCACAAUUCUGGCAGGUAGUCUGGGAUCAGAAGUUGUCACUCAUCGUCAUGUUGACCACUCUCACAGAGCGAGGGCGGACCAAAUGCCACCAGUACUGGCCCUAUCCUCCCGAGGUCAUGGAACACGGCAGCUUUCACAUCCGCUGUCAGUCAGAGGACUGCACCAUCGCUUACGUGUUCCGGGAAAUGCUGGUCACGAACACCGAGACCGGAGAGGAGCACACCGUGACGCAUCUGCAGUACGUGGCAUGGCCAGACCACGGCGUUCCCGAUGACUCCUCAGACUUUCUGGAAUUUGUGAACUAUGUGAGGUCCCUGAGAGUGGAAGGUGAACCCGUCCUAGUUCACUGCAGUGCUGGGAUAGGUCGAACCGGUGUGUUGGUCACCAUGGAGACAUCCAUGUGCCUGAUCGAGAGGAACCUGCCCGUUUACCCACUGGAUAUUGUUCGGAAAAUGCGAGACCAGCGCGCCAUGAUGGUGCAGACAUCAAGCCAGUACAAGUUUGUGUGUGAAGCAAUCCUUCGUGUUUAUGAAGAAGGCUUAGUCCAAAUGCUGGAUCCCAGUUAAGACGACUGUGAAGACGUUCAUUCCUCUUUCCCAAGGGCGUCCUCCUUCUCUCUGGAAGCAGCAAGAGGAAUUUGUAGGCUGUGGGAAAGGAAUGAGCAUAUUUGAACCCAGGCACUUUAAAUUUCUAUUAAAAGAAAAAGGUAUCGUGUACAUAGGAACUGUGUAGAUAACGCAUGCGGUUGUAGCAUCCUUUAGGCCCUCACCUCCUCCGGAGAGAAAUAAGCAGAAGGGGAUCUCAGUUUGGGGCCUGUCCUAACGCCUCCCUCCUUCUCCGUCUCCAUAUUCCUGUAAACCAUCCCUGGGCAAUUGAGAAGGGGGCGCCAGCAACCCUGUUGACCUCCCAGAAACGAGAUGGUGUGGCUGCUCAGAGCUGCUUGGCUGAGUUGUGUGUAUAUGUGUAUAGGACUAAGGGCUGAGCUUUCCAUGUGUCUGGGCGGAGCUGGAACAGUCAGUGUUCACCUGCCCUGAUGCUGAUGAGGAACCCCACGAAUGUACUGAACGGCAGGGGGUGGGGUGUCAGGCCGAGGGGCAGGCGGUGCCUUUUCUGCCCUCCCUUCCUUGGUCCCAUCUCCCGGCCACUUCCAAUAUUCCCGUUUCUGAGAAUCGUGUCCAAAUGCCCUGCCUUCUCCCUGCACUAGUGACCCUCCUCCGGUUCACAGCAGUGCCUGGACCGGGCAGUGCAGGUCUCGGGUGAGUUUUCCGUUGAGACUCUGAGAACAAGGGAGCCCAGCGUUGUUCCACGUGUUCGUUUUUGGAGCGGGUGCCUCUUGCCUCCGUCUUCCUCUUGCUGUACACUCAGCGCCCAGGACUGGAAUCAUCCACUACUGAAUCUAAGACAUGGAUUGCUGCUACUUUGAGCUAUUACACUUGAAACAUUACAAUUUUCCUGAGGGGAGGUGGGAUAUCACCUAAAUAUUCAGAAUCUUCGGCCCUUCUGAGAAAAGAUCGAGUCGUUGAGCCAUGGGAAACCCAGCCUCUAGAGGGUUGCCUGUGGAGGUGUGUGUGUGUCUGUGUGUUGUGUGUGCUCCCACGGGUGAGUGUUUCUCGGGAUUCCUAACUUGAUUCAAAUUACAGUUGAGUUUAUAUAAAGAAUGAGUCUCUGUAUAGAAGAACAAAUGUGUGCAUUCACUCUUAGUUACAAUGGUCUUCGUUUCAUUUCAAAGGAGAGGAUCAGACUAUCUGAAUAUAAACACCAUUUGAUGUUAAUUUAUUCUAAGUACACCAUGAUUUUGAUUGUCCUGAAGAAUUCUGCCUUUGUUAAUACUGUGUUAAUUUUUUUUUUUAAUUUGCGACAGGAUUAUAGCAAAUUAUUAUUUAAGGAAAAUAAAUUACGUAAACAUUCUAAAGUGGUAUUUUGAAAUAGUGGUUUUAUGUAUCCAGAAGAAACAGCUAAGUAUCCAAUUUCUUAACGGGAUUUAUAGAAAAAGGAUGGUAUCAUGUUAUAGUGCACUGAAAUGAGGCCGUUUUGAUGUUUAGCAAACUGGACCAGUUGAGUAGUUUCCUGGUCACAAACUGGGUAAAAGACCUUUACGGUAGGGGCCAGGUUUCUAAAGGUUGUCUCCAGACUGAGCUUAUUUACCGCAUUCUUUACAUCUUUUCCCCACCGAUGUUUUACUGUUAAAUGGCCAGGGUGGAGGAAGGUGUUGUGCUGUGUCAUGAGCCAUACUGUGUGACAGGAGACACCGAAGCCCCAUCCUAGUCAGCAUAAUGCCAGGCUAGCAGAGUGUAGCAGCAGAGUUUGGAGCUAAGGGGUACAGGAUUUGGUUUCUGAUUCCACUCAACAGCUAGCCCUAGGCCUAGUCACUUAUGAGCUUUACCUCCACUUUCUCGUCUGUAAAAUAGGAGAAAUAAAUAAUACUGAGGACUUUGGGUUGAAUAUGAGGAUUGAAUAAGAUGAUGCUAUUCAAGUUGUCAUCAGCUGGAAUCUGACACUGCUCUGGAUGAAUUACUUUGAAAAGUUAAUUUAUCAGUGACUAGCCCCCAAAUCCAUGAAACAGAAGUAGAAUCAGCUGGGGUUUUGUAAGAGAAAAUCGCUUUUCUUCUCAAGAGAACCAAGGGCACAAAGGAGUAUCAUACAAGUACUUCUGGACUCAGAAAAUUCCAUCAGCCAGGCACCAAAAAAGAGGGAAAGCUGAAGGAGAUGUAAAUGCCAUCAGGAUAUUGAGCAAAUCAUUGCCAUUUGAUAAAAAAGGCAUCAACACCCUGUGUGUAAAAAGCUUGUGAAGUCUAAAUGAGUUUGGAGAUUUAUGUUUUAUUGUUUUUUU
Kogia breviceps (pygmy sperm whale) is the source of this 5332-nucleotide messenger RNA. The record is from RefSeq and is a predicted model, not a curated record. Lineage: Eukaryota; Metazoa; Chordata; Mammalia; Artiodactyla; Physeteridae.